CACGCUUUGUUCUCGUUCAUCAAGAGCUCGCAAGUGGUGAGCAGCGACUCUUUGACGCAGCAAAAGAGAUCAUAUACUGCUACAAAGAGCUUCAACUAGCCCAUCUACACGCUCUGCUGGGAGAUCCGAGCUCAAGAGAGCUCCCCGAGCCUCACCAUAAGCUCCGCACCUGAUCUUCCUAUCGUGUCACCAUGUCUCCCGUGGCAGCGCCUGCUCUCACCCCUAUUCCCCCAUCUCCCAUAGGCGACCUCCUCACGUCUUUGGCCACCGCCCCAUCCAAUGUCGAGGCCAAGUCCAUAGCAGACAGCAUCGCACUGUCACUCAAGAAAGCGCCUAGAACCAUCGGUGCUAUUCAAGAAGCACGCAUCGUCGAUGUCGUCUUGAUCUGGGCUGGAUCUUCCUCGGGAUACGAGCGAGAAUCUGCGGCUGUCCUCGUCGAAAGGAUAUGCAAGUCACUAGGGACAGGUGUGGAGGGGAUAUUCUUACCUCUCGUACCUGCUCUUUUAUCCCUCGCGAUGGACAAGGGACAACCUGUCCGAAGUGCCGUCACAUCCGCCAUGAACGCUUUGAUCAAAGCGACCCCCGUCGAGGGGUCCAGAGUGGCUUUUGACGCUCUGUGCAGGACCUUGGAAGAUGCCAAAGGGUGGAAGACAAAAGUUGCGAGCUUGAAAGCGAUGGAGAAUCUGGUAAAACCCGGUGCUGAGGAAUGGGUCGCAGCGGAAUUAGGUCGGGUCAUCCCCGCCGUCGAGCAUGCCAUGCACGACACCAAGGCAGAGGUCUCCAGUGCAGCCAUCAAAGCAGCUACCACGCUCUGCGGAACUUUGCCAAAUCCCGAUGUCUUACAACACAUCUCCCUCCUCGUCUCCGCCAUGGCGUCUCCCGCAGCUGUCCCAGGGACCAUCAAGGGCCUGUCAUCCACCACUUUCGUGGCUGAAGUCACUGGACCAACUCUCGCGGUGCUCGUGCCUCUCUUGACUCGAGCUUUAAAGGAACGGUCUACCGAUACUCAACGAAUGACCUGUAUCGUCAUCGGCAACCUCGUCAAAUUGGUCAGGGAUCCGACUGUCGCCGCAAGAUACCUCUCGCCAUUAGUCCAUGGUGUGGAUCUCAUCGCAAAAGGUGCAGCGUUUCCAGAGAUCCGUGCAUUCGCUCAAACCGCCCUGGACAUUCUUACCAACGCCGGAGCCUCCGCAUCUGCCACACCUGCCCCACCACGCGAUGUCGUCUUAUCAGUCACGGAAGCUUUGACGGUCAUGGUUCCUUAUUUGGACACCCCAGACCUUCCUCCUCACCCUUCGCUCCCUCUUGCUGCGUCUAUGCCUGACUCACCGAUCAUCGCUCAGGUGAUCGAGCACCAGGCCAACAUCGUCGCGGAUCUCGUGGAUCAGCGAAAAUGGGAUGCAGAGAUUUGGGAGGGCAAGGGUCUCGGAUCGUUCAUGAAGCUUUUGCUUGGGUCGGAGCAGGGUGCAACGGGAACAGCCGCCAUUCGAAAGGCGUUCCUGGACAUUGACAGACAAAAGUAUUCGACAGGCGUGGAGGACGAUGGAGAGGGUGGAGAAUUGCUGUGCGAUAUUCAAUUCUCUUUGGCUUAUGGUGGUCUGUUGCUGCUCAAUCACACCCAGCUCAAGCUCCGGAGGGGACAACGAUACGGUAUCUGCGCCGCGAACGGAGCGGGCAAAUCGACCUUGAUGAAAGCUAUUCGGGAUGGCAAGGUCGAAGGCUUUCCAAGCCAAGACGAGCUCAAGUGUAUCAUGGUGGAACACGCGUUGCAGGGCGAAGACACGUCUAUGACCAUUCUCGACUUCAUCGCUUCGGACCCCAAACUCGCAAAAACGCCCAGAGCUGAUAUCGCCGCCAUGUUGUUCUCUGUUGGGUUCUCGGAAGAAAAACAACAAGACCCCGUCGCCUCGCUCUCUGGGGGAUGGAAAAUGAAGCUCGAACUGGCGCGAGCAAUGCUUUUCGGAGCAGACAUUCUGCUAUUAGACGAACCGACGAAUCACUUGGAUGUUGAGACGGUCGCUUGGCUCGAACAAUACAUCUGCAACUUGUCCCACGUUACGUGCCUGAUCGUCUCCCACGACUCUGGUUUCUUGGACAAUGUGUGUACCCAGAUCAUCCACUACGAGUCGAAAAAGUUGGCCUACUACCCUGGAAACUUGUCCAAAUUUGUCGAAAAGGUCCCUUCGGCCAAAUCGUACUAUACCCUCGCCGCGACAUCGAUCAAAUUCACCUUUCCCCCUCCUGGAUCACUGAUGGGAGUUCGAUCCAACACGCGGGCGAUCAUGAAACUGUCCAAUUGUACGUUCACCUACCCAGGCAUGUCAAAACCAUCACUCGUGGACGUGUCUUGUGCGCUGUCGCUGUCUUCUCGAGUCGGCAUUGUCGGUCCUAAUGGAGCUGGAAAAUCGACCCUGAUCAAGUUGUUGACGGGAGAGACGAUUCCUGAUUCUGGACAAGUCUUUAAGCACCCCGCGUUGCGUGUAGGAUACGUCGCUCAGCACGCAUUCCACCAUAUCAACCAGCAUCUUGACAAAACUGCCGUACAAUACAUUCAAUGGCGAUACGAAGGCGGAUGGGACAAGGAGAUGAACGAGAAAGCGACUCGCGUCUUGACGGAUGAGGAUCGAGAGAUGAUGGAGAGGCCGAUCGAAGGUCGGAAUGGAGAGCUUCGGAAGAUUGAAUUCAUUCUUGGUCGGCAAAAGCUCAAGAAGAGUUUCCAGUACGAGAUCAAAUUUAAAGGUUACGAUCACAAGUAUAACGCUUGGAUACCUCGAGAUGUCUUGCUGGAGAAGGGCUUCACCAAGCUUGUCGGCCAAUUUGAUGAUCUGGAGUCGUCGAGAGAAGGAGCUGGAAUGCGAGAUACCAGUGGAAAAGCCGUUCGAGAGGUUCUUGAAGCUGUUGGUCUGGAUGGAGAUAUCGCCCAGUAUAACGAGAUGAGUGGUUUGUCAGGUGGACAGAAAGUCAAAGUUGUUAUCGCCGCCUCCAUGUUCAACAGACCUCAAUGUCUGUUCCUUGACGAACCGACCAAUUUCUUGGAUCGAGAGGCCCUCGGAGGAUUAGCAGGGGCUAUCAAAGAAUGGACUGGAGCCGUGUGUAUUAUCUCUCAUUCUCAAGAGUUUGUCUCGGCUCUAUGUCCCGAGAUAUGGCACGUCGAUGGCGGACGAAUGACACACAAGGGCAAGGUCGGCCAAGUCGAUGAUGGCUUCGGGGACGAUCCUUCUCGACCGGCUUCGAGAACAACUUCAAAAGCUGGUACGCCGAGGACGGGGACGCCGCUCCCUGUUACACCGGGACUCACCAGUGGGAUGACGAGUGCUACGGGAUCAGCUGUGAACUCGGAAGCAGAAGAUGGCGUGGCGGAUGGUUUGGCCAGAUUGGCACUCAAGCCUAAAAAGAAGAAGAAGAAGACGAGAAAUGAGAUCAAGGCUUCAGAGGAGAGAAAGAGGAUAAGAAAGGCGAACUGGCUCAGCUACGGAGGAGAGCGAGAGCCAGACACGGAAGAGUCUGAUUAAGUCUGAACGUGUUCAGGCCAUGUUCCUCUACCUUAUGCUCAUUCGGAAGUUGGCUCUCUCAUCCAUGUUGUAUCUUUUGAGAUUAUUCACGACCAUAUAGACCUUUUAGAGCUUGAGGAUGUAUCUGAGUGCGGUGUG
Kockovaella imperatae is the source of this 3650-nucleotide messenger RNA. RefSeq names its product mRNA export factor elf1. The transcript has 4 exons. The record is from RefSeq and is a predicted model, not a curated record. Lineage: Eukaryota; Fungi; Basidiomycota; Tremellomycetes; Tremellales; Cuniculitremaceae. The coding region runs from base 192 to 3512 and encodes 1106 amino acids. Gene Ontology annotation, molecular function: ATP binding; ATP hydrolysis activity.